Mesocestoides corti is the source of this 2751-nucleotide messenger RNA. Lineage: Eukaryota; Metazoa; Platyhelminthes; Cestoda; Cyclophyllidea; Mesocestoididae. The record is from the annotation of a GenBank genome assembly.
AUGGGGGAUCUUCUGGUCUAUUUCGCCGCCUUUUUAUUGUCUAUAAACUCUGUGAUUUCGGAAAAAGUACUGGUAUCGAUGCCUGGGGCUUAUCCUCAAAAGGCUGAUGACUACAUUUGCACUCAAAUUCCGCUUCCUCAGUUUAAAAACAGCCCAGGAUAUGUUACGGCAUUUAAACCCAUUGUAAACGCUUCCGUCCACCACAUUAUUUUAGGCGCCUGUGACAAAUGGAUUGGUCGAAACAAGGCUUCUCGUCCAGGUCCUUGCAUUAACACCUGUCGUACACAUAUACUUUAUGCAUGGGCACACAAAGGUGCCCCUUUGGUAUUACCUGAAGGCAGCGCUUUUGAGAUAGGACGCGGUACUCAGAUUCAGUCGUUAUCAAUGGAAGUUCAUUACAGCCGUCGUGAGGAAAAUCCUGACUUCGCAUCUAUUGAGCUCACUUAUACUCGCGAGCCUCAACCAAAUCGAGCUGGAGUUAUCCUUCUGUACAAUGAUGAAGCAACAAUCCCUCCGCACUCCGAACAUUUCCCAACAAACAUUUCCUGCAGACUGCGUACCGAGGUUCCUAUUCGCGUAUUUGGUAUAAGGACCCACGCACAUGAUCUUAAUAAAGGAGUCUACGGAUACUACCUUCGGCCGGGAGACAGAAACUACCACCUCUUAGCCAAAGGCAAUGCCCAGUGGCCCCAGACAUUUUAUAGACCAACCCAGCUGUCGGCGAGCACUGAUAGUAUUCGAUUGGAAGACGGGGAUAUUUUGAUGGCACGGUGUGUUUACGAUUCGACAGACCGCGAUAAGCCGACGUCCAUGGGAUCCACACAUGCUGACGAAAUGUGCAACAUGUAUCUCAUGUACACGAUUGAUGCGAAUUACGAACUGCCGGCGGAGUCUGAGAUGUGUGUCGAUGACAUGGUCCCCGGGGUCUGGGACCACGCGCCACCUGAGUCGGUGGAUUACGUUACCAACGUUCCGCCGUCUCCGAAUUCAAUGCCCGAGACCUCCCCAGCCUCCACUCCGCGCUUCAUCGACUUCCUGUUUGAUCGCAAGUGGUCAGUUGAGGAUGUUCACCUGGGAAGUGUCACCGGGAUUGGAAUGACGGCUGAUGACGACGGCAAAACACACCUCUUUAUUCUUCGGCGAGGCGACAACCCGUGGGAGGAGAACUCCUUUGAUCGCGACUACAGAUACCGUGAAUCUAACAUCGAAAGCGUCCCGUCGCCGAUUCUGCAUGUGGAUGCGGAAACGGGUGAGGUCGUUGAGGCCUUCGGCGAUGACCUCUUCGUCCUGCCCCACGGCCUGUCUGUCGCGAGGGGCGCGAAGGGUGAACCGGUGGCCCUCUGGGUGACGGACGUUGCGCUCCACCAGGCCAUGAAAUUUGACUGGGGCAAGUGGAAGAAACCGUCAAUGGUCCUCGGAAGGCGCGCGGAACCUGGAGAUGAUGGAAAUUCGUUCUGCCAACCCACCGACGUUGCCGUCGCUAGCACGGGUGAGAUAUUUGUGGCAGAUGGCUACUGCAAUCAGCGCAUUGUAAAAUUCUCAGCCCGUGGCGACUAUGUGUCUGAGUGGGGAGUCCGCGGUGCAGACACGGAGUCCAACAGGGGCUUCCUUGUGGCCCACAGUCUGGCCAUCAUUCCGGCGUCCGAAAGUGGGGCGGUCGAGCAGGUCUGCGUGGCUGAUCGGGAGAGGGCGCAGGUCGACUGCUACGACCUCCAGGGGCGCCGUGUCGCGCAGUACGGCGGAAGGGCUCUCCAGCCAUCCGUCUACGCAAUCACCUUCAGCCCAGCCCACAAGUUUGAGAUUGACUCUUUUCCCAUUACCGACAAGUGUAUUCCUCGACAUAACAUUGGCAGUUAUGGUGGUGGCCAGCUUAAUGCAAAUCAACUCCCUAUAGUCUUCCAACCAAAACUCUUCAGUAUCAAAUUAACGCCUGCCUUGCGUUCCUCUAGUUUGAUGUUUGGCGUGACGGGACCUGCUAACGCAUCCAUGAGCGCCCUUGAACGUCUUCAAGCGUUGCUGGCUCUGGGCGUGGAUGAAGACGAUGCCGACGUCGUGGGAGGUCGCGGUAACCGCGCCUUCGCCUUCCUCCCCCUCCUCUCUGCGAACGGCUUCGAUCCUGGACUCGGCUUCUACAAGCGCCUAACCAGACACAACAUCCUCGAUCUGGAAUUCCAGCGUCCCCAUGACAUUGAAGUCAGUCCGGAUGGAACAAUGCUCUUUGUGGCGCAACUGAAAAAGCCCUAUUUGUCGAAAAUCGACAUCGUCAAGUCAGCCAAAGUUGCGGCGCUGCACCAGGCGGCCACUGCUUCCACGGGAAACCCUGCGCCCAACUUCACAAUGCCUCCACGAACUCUCACACAGAAGAUCUUCAUCACGGGGGCCCUUGUAACCCUUUGUGCCGUCGUAGUGCUUAUAGUCCUUAUACUUUUCCGGAGUCGCCGAAACGCGCCAUGGGCCUUUCGGAAUCGUGCAUUUUGGCCGAACCGCCCACGCGGUCGAAUGGCAACCGGCCGAGGCGGGCAGAAGCGUUACGAUGGUUUCCAGCCGCUCCAUCGAGACGAACUGCAGGGCCUCGGUUCCAUGUGCGAGAGCGACGAAGACAGCGACGAGGACGCUGGCGCCGAUUCGAAUGCCAUCAUUGACAUCCGAAAGUUCGGUCCUUCGAGUUCCCGUCAAACACUGUUGCCAUCGGCGCCGCCACAUCCAAAACCAAACACUUCUCUUUCUUCCAGUCAUCACAUCGAAACUUGA